AUGUCGGAAACUGCGUGCGGCCAUACUUGGGGGCAUUCUAGCGAGACGUAUAUACAAGGCAAUAAAUCACGGUGGGCUGGAGAGGGGGUGGAUGUAGCAAAUAUUCAAUAUAAUUGGACGGGGGUGGCCCUGGGGGUGGAACCAUCAAUAACUUGCGGGCCUAGUGGCAGAAUAUUAUCUCUGCCCAGGAAACCCCAAUCGGCAAAACGACCAGCCCACCGGAACCUGGAGGAUUUGUAUCACCACACAUCCCCGGCCUUCUCCUUUUUUUUUUUUCUUUUUUAUCAGUUCCCAUUUAUCACUGCUCCUUCUUGGAGCGGGAUUCCGAAGGCUCAAGUACGAGGAAGAUACGGCCCAUCGAAUGGCCCUGCGAUGGACAUAGGUCAUCCCUAUAUCCCGUACCAACAAGCUACCCAAGAUAUCGCUAUAAUCUGGAAUACCCUAUAA
This is a messenger RNA of Nezara viridula (southern green stink bug), 447 nucleotides long. The record is from the annotation of a GenBank genome assembly. Lineage: Eukaryota; Metazoa; Arthropoda; Insecta; Hemiptera; Pentatomidae.